This is a messenger RNA of Fonsecaea multimorphosa CBS 102226, 651 nucleotides long. RefSeq lists its product as uncharacterized. The coding region runs from base 1 to 651 and encodes 216 amino acids. Gene Ontology annotation, molecular function: 2',3'-cyclic-nucleotide 3'-phosphodiesterase activity. The transcript has a single exon. Gene Ontology annotation, biological process: cyclic nucleotide metabolic process. NCBI's taxonomy places the organism in Eukaryota, Fungi, Ascomycota, Eurotiomycetes, Chaetothyriales, Herpotrichiellaceae. The record is from RefSeq and is a predicted model, not a curated record.
AUGCCCGGCUCGUCACUUUGGCUCAUCGCCGGCAAAGACGAUGAGCCAUUCAACAAAUCCCUGAAGGAACUGAUCGGUAGCACCCUACCAUCCAACUUCCCACACGCGCCUAAGCGCAAUUUCAUCCCACACGUGACGAUCACCUCGGAUAUUGAUCCUUCAAAGACAUACGCAUCAUCCUCGUCGCCGCAGGAGUGGCUGGACGGCCUUUCUCUGCCCGAGUUCAAAAAGGAGUCGAACGAGGUCAACGUCGAGCUCGAGCAACUCGAAGCCGGAGAGCCCUUCUUCAAGAAGGUGACCCUUCGCGCCGCCAAAGAUGCCAACUUGCUCAAACUGGCCGCGGCGUGCAGACAGCAGGGACUUGUGUUGUCCGAGGGCGACGCCAAGAGUUGGGCGGAGAAUGAUUAUCUCCCGCACUUGAGCCUGUUCUACGGCGACAUCCCCCAGAGCGAGGUGCAGAAGAAGAUUGGUUUGAUCGAGCUGCAGCUGGGCUUUGAGUUUGGGAGUCUCUUCGAUUGCUGCGGUGGCACCUUGGCCAUGGGCGCGAAGCUCGUGCUCGUGGAUACCAGCAAAUCAAUCGAGGACUGGACACCGAUUGCGGAAAGAGACUGUCCCUGGGUGAUGUGGAAGAUGGCCAAAGGUCUCCUGUAA